Colletotrichum higginsianum IMI 349063 is the source of this 1509-nucleotide messenger RNA. RefSeq names its product Actin filament organization protein app1. The record is from RefSeq and is a predicted model, not a curated record. The transcript is spliced from 2 exons. The coding region runs from base 1 to 1509 and encodes 502 amino acids. Gene Ontology annotation, molecular function: phosphatidate phosphatase activity. Gene Ontology annotation, cellular component: actin cortical patch. Lineage: Eukaryota; Fungi; Ascomycota; Sordariomycetes; Glomerellales; Glomerellaceae.
AUGGCCUUGCUCCGCGCCUCCCUACUGCCACUGGCACUUCUGCAGGCUGUUCUGGCUGCUCCAGCCGACCCUGCCCACCCCAUGAUCACCCUUGCGCCUACGCGCGUGAAGCGAACCCCAGAUAUCACUGAUGACAUCGGCAGCUAUGUCAACAGCGUCAUUGGAGGGCUCGGCAGCGGCGUAUCCUCCUUCGUCGCGUCCGGUAUCCCCCAGUACUUUCAGGGCUUCCCGACCGGCACACAGGUACUUAAAUCUCUGGGUAUCAACGACGGCGACCUUGCUGCACAACCCACUCAGGUCUUGAACAUCCCGGCCUACGGCAACUGGACCGACGAGGGCUGGAACGUCCGCGUUCACGGUAACGUUUUCAAGCAGCCCAACAUUAGCCAGUCCAAGGUCGACGACUUAGCCAAUGUCUUCCUCAUCGACGUCGACGUUGCAGAUUUGCCCGCCGACCAACAAGCCCAGGCACGCAAUGUGACCAAAUCCAUUUUCGUCGUUCAACAAGACGAGCAGAAUGUUACCGUGAACUUCGUCAACGAUGUUUCGGUACGGCCUGGUGCGAGCGGAGGAGCCAUCAAUGCGCGUGGUGGAGCCCAGACAAUCAACAUGCCCUACUUGACCACAGAUCAGGGCGACUUCGACGCGUUUGUAAAGCUGCGAAACACAACGGGAUCAAACGGCGGGCACUUGCUACCAGGAAACGCCACGCAAUCGAUCCAGACCCUCAACAUGUACACGAACGGCACUAAGACGGGCAACGCGACUGCAUACCUCGUGCCUCCUCAAGGCCUGACGAUCUUGUCCGACAUCGACGACAUUCUGCGUGUGACCAAGAUCUACCUACCCAAGGAAGGCCUUCUCAACUCCUUCGCUCGUCCGUUCACGCCCUGGAUGAAUAUGCCCGAGAUUUACGCCAACUGGUCUGCAUCCAUCCCGGACUUCCACUUCCACUACUUGACCACCACGCCCGAACAAGUUACCCGGAAUUACAUGGAGUUCAUCUACAAGACAUACCCCCUAGGCAGCUUCGACACGCGCCCGCUCAACUUCUCUGAUGUCCAGGCGACGCUGUCAAUCCGAAGGUUCCUGCUCGACAAAAUUUUCCAGACCUUCCCCCAGCGCAAGUUCAUUCUUGUGGCUGAUACCACGAACUCGGACGUCAUGAAGGCGUAUCCCGCGAUGUACAAAGACUACCCAGGCCAAGUACAGUGUAUUCUGCUGCGCAACACCAGUGCUACCGACUCGGGCAAUUUGUUCCCCUACAAUACAGAGGGGUUCAAGGAUAUCCCCCAGAGCAACUACAUGUUCUUCACUGUACCGGACGACCUGACCAACCUGGACAUUGCCGGCGGGCAAUGCUACAACGCUACCAUCCCGCAGAAUGUUACUUUCAAGACGCAGGGGUUGCCAUUUGGAUGGGGCAACGCAGCCGGGUCACUUUCGCCGCCCGCCACAUGGGCAAUGGCCGUUGGUCUGUUUGCCAUGGGAAUGGUGGCUUCGCUGUGA